AUGCGGGUCGCGCUUGCCGCGCUCGCGGCUUGCUGCGUGGAGGCGCGCGCCGGGGCCCCCUCCGCGCGUCUCGCCCCCCGCAACUUCACCCCCCAGCACGUCCUCCAAUGCUCUGAAGGCCUCGUCCUUCCCGUUUGGCGGCCUCUCGAAGAUGUGGCGACCCUUGAUAUCACCAUUCGAGGUCUUGUUUAUUUCAUCUCUCUAAUGUACCUCUUUAUCGGAGUUUCAAUAGUUUCCGACAGAUUUAUGGCCGCCAUAGAAGUUAUCACGUCCAGGGAGAAAGAAGUGCGCGUGCGACGAAACGGAACUGAACAAAUUAUUGUCGUCCGAGUUUGGAACGAGACCGUUGCCAAUUUGACGCUUAUGGCACUUGGCUCAAGCGCGCCAGAAAUUCUAUUAUCAGUUAUUGAAAUAGCUGGCAAGAACUUUGAAGCCGGUGAUUUGGGGCCGGGGACUAUCGUCGGAUCGGCUGCAUAUAAUUUAUUUGUCAUCAUUGCUAUUUGUGUGUCUGUUAUUCCUGAUGGAGAAGUGAGAAAAAUUAAACAUCUGCGAGUGUUUCUGGUAACAGCAACAUGGUCUAUAUUUGCCUAUGUCUGGUUAUAUCUUAUACUGGCAGUGAUAUCACCUAGUGAAGUAGAAGUAUGGGAAGGUGCUGUCACUUUUCUGUUCUUCCCUGCCACAGUCCUAACAGCGUAUAUUGCAGACCGAAGGCUUUUAGUUUACAAAUACCUCAAAAAAGGUUAUCGUGUGAAUGAACGUGGCGUAAUCGUGGAAGUAGAAGGAGAUGGAUCGGUUGAAAUGGCCUUAAAGCCUUGCGAGUUCCCAGAUGACGAGGAAGGGAGAGAACUUGAAAAUACUCGACGAGAAUAUAUAUCAGUUCUUCGUGAUUUAAGGAAACAGCAUCCUCAGGAAGACCUGGAAACUGUAGAACGAAUGGCAUUAGAGACAUUGAUGUCCAGGGGACCGAAAUCACGAGCUUUUUACAGAGUAGCAGCAACGAGAAAAAUGACAGGUGGUGGAGACCUCUCAAAGAAAAUAUCUGAGAGGGCACAGAGUGACCUAAGUGAAGUGAAGGCUGAGCUACAGCGCCGUGAAUCUACUUCUGUUGCUUUAGAGCCAAAGGGUCCUAAUAUCCGAUUUGACCCAGAUCACUAUACUGUUAUGGAAAAUUGUGGUUCUUUUGAGGUGAGAGUGGUUCGCCGUGGAGACUUAACAGGACAAGUAACCGUUGAUUACACAACUGAGGAUGGAACAGCAGAAGCUGGUUCAGAUUAUACUGCUGCUCAAGGCACCCUUGUGUUCGGGCAUGGGGAAUUCGAAAAAACAUUUACCGUGGAAGUGAUUGACGAUGAUGUAUUUGAAGAAGAUGAGCACUUUUUUGUGCGCUUAAGUUCUCCUAGAGGCGCAUGCUUAGCGUCCCCAUCAACAGCAACCGUGGUCAUAUUGGAUGACGAUCAUUCUGGUGUGUUUUCAUUUGCGCAAAGAGACUUUGAGUUGACGGAGUCUGUUGGGACUUACGAGUUGAAGGUAGUGAGGAGUGCUGGUGCCAGGGGGAAGGUUAAGGUUCCCUACAACACUGAAGAUGGAACAGCAAAGGGUGGAGCGCAGUUCGAACCCGCAGAGGGCUAUAUCAUUUUUGAGAACAACGAAACCGAGAAAUUCAUUCCAUUGCACAUAAUCGAAGAAGACAGUUAUGAAAAGGAUGUGCUUUUCUACGUAAACCUUGGAGAACCGGAUUUAGCAGACGAUCGAAACAAAACCAAACCCGUCCGUAAUGAAGUCAACCAUCUUACAACACUGCCGGAGAAUGAAGUCGUGGUUGCCAUGAAGGGUCUUCCCAGAGCUGGAGAGAUCACCAGGGCACAAUUGAGGAUUAAGGAAAGCAAGGAAUUUAAGAACACGGUCGACAAGCUCGUACAAAGAGCAAAUGCAUCUAUCAUAAUAGGCACGUCAUCCUGGAAGGAGCAGUUUACAGAAGCUCUUACGGCCAGCUCAGAUAAUCCUGAUGAGUCGCCAUCUUGGGGAGACUACUUAAUGCACGUACUAACAUUGUUUUGGAAAGUUAUAUUUGCAUUUGUUCCACCCACUGACAUUGGCGGAGGCUAUGUCUGCUUCGUUGUCUCCAUCAUCUGCAUCGGACUGGUGACGGCAGUUAUCGGUGACGUGGCUUCUCACUUUGGGUGCACUCUUGGCAUCAAGGAUUCAGUUACUGCCAUUGUCUUCGUCGCAUUAGGGACUAGCAUACCGGAUACGUUUGCAAGUAAAGUAGCAGCGAUACAAGACAAGCACGCGGACGCGUCUGUCGGGAAUGUGACCGGAUCGAACGCAGUGAACGUGUUCCUUGGCAUUGGCGUUGCUUGGACCGUGGCGGCUAUAGUGCACUGGAGUAAGAAUGAAAAGUUCCACGUUGAGCCGGGAAAUCUAGCUUUCAGCGUCACCAUGUUUUGCUCUGAAGCAAUGCUAGCAGUUCUGGUGCUUGUGUUAAGAAGACGAAAAUCCAUCGGUGGUGAACUAGGAGGUCCCAAGACUAUUAAAACUAUCACAUCAAUGUUCUUCUUCUCUCUUUGGCUGGUGUAUCUUCUCAUGUCUACUUUGGAAGCGUAUGGCGUGAUCAAAGGAUUUUAAAUAACUAAAGUUAAGCUCGAUAAGCUAAAUGUCCAUGUGGCUGCGCCCAGAGCUUGGCCAAUAAGUAUUUUAGGAUCAUAUUAUUCUCAAUAUCACAUGUUACGAAUGCAUAUAAAAAAAUAUUUCAAAUGUUGCUUGUGCAGCGAAAUCGAUUAUCGUCACUACACAAAUCAUUGUAUUUUUUAUACACGUACAUAAAAAAAUACCCUUAAUACCCGUAAUUUCUAUAAACUCUUACAGAAGAAAAUUUAUUUUGUUUAUGGUAGGCGAUUUGGAAUAUACAAUAAUUGUUGUUAUUUUUUGCUUUAGCUGCAUUUUUACUAACACAAACUUACAAAGAAACAGCUGAAAAUAUUGCAGUAUAUGAGAUAAAACCUGCUGACAAACAGACGCAAAUAUUAAAACUAUUGGAGGGUUAAAGUUAACCAAAGUUGUAUUACUAAUACAUAUGAAUAUAUAAAUAUAGAUGGAUAUUUUUUUCGAAAUUGUUUUUUCAAAAAGGGCCUGAAUAGUUAUGGAUCUAUCUAUCUAUCUGAAAUGAGGGGUUUUCGCAACACUUAGGGUCUUCUCACACCACGUUUUUUCACGCGCCGUCGACGUGCGUUUCUCACAAUUGGAACGCACUGCGAAUGUAAUAUUAUUGCAACCUGUUUAUCUAUUUAUAUGUUCAUAAAAUGUAUGAAUACUGAUAACGACUUUUUCAAGCACUGUCUACGCGCAGUACAGCGAUAUAGACGCGCCUUGGAAGCGUGUUUGUGUAGUUACAAAUACGGUGUGUGUUCUUAAGUAUAGAAACCUGCCGACAAACAGUAUUACGAUGGCAUCAAUAGAUUAAAACGUUCUUCCUUGUGCUUUUUUUACAAAGGAAACAUAAAAAUAUCUCACGUAAACGUAGAUAUUGGAUACGUCCAUUUACAAGUGAAUGGAAAUUAUUAGCUUGGUAUGGUCAAUGGCUCUAUUCUAUGGUUCGUUCGCAUGCGCGACACGUGUACUUUACUCUACUAGAAAAGCUGCAAAUAAUCUACUUUUUUAUAACUUAAUUAGAGUAAAAAACGUGCGUUGGCAGGACGCGCGUCUACGGCGCUUAAAACUACGUGGUGUGGAAGGGCUUUUAUUGUUUUAAUUUAAUUUUACUUUUACUCGUCCUUUAAUCAUUGCUAAAACAUUAUCAAAUAUAGACUGUUUUUAGGUGCAUGAUAAUACCGAAUGUCUGUUGUUCUAAAUUAUUUUAAUUUUCAAAUUUCAUCAAAUAUAGUAAAAGAGUUAAUUUGAUACAAAUUAUGUGAAAAAAGGUAAAGAUAUUAAUUUAAGCUUACUGAAUGGUUAAUAGAUUAUGCAAUAUUGAGAUGUUAUGCUCAAAUGUACAGGUAGCAUUUUCUCUCUUAAUUAAUUUCAAUUUGUUUUAGCUCUAAAUGAUAUGUGAGUAUAUAUUUAUCAAUUUUAACUAUAGGUUAUUUUGUUAUAAGCGCGAUUACUUUAGUUAUGUGUGUUCAGUGGUAAGUUACGAUUGUCGCGUCUAUAUAACUAGUCGUUUUGGAGUAACAUACGAUUAAUGUUUUUUUAUAGUUAAGACGCUAUGGUUGGUACACGUUUUUUUCUUUUAGGCAAUUAUAUUGUUAUUUAUUCUAGUCAUUUCUUUAUUAUUUAACACCAUUCAUUUUGCCAUUGUUACUCUACUUAGGUUUGUGAAAGAAUUCUUUGUUUUUAUCCACUAAUGGAACAUUUACUGUGAAAAUAGUACAUAGUGGAUUAUAUUAACUUUAAGCCAAGUUGUCUAAGAUAUGUAACCCCUAUUUGCGAUGUUGUUCUUCAAAUUAUAAAUUAAUUAUUUAUUACUUAAUUGUGUAAACAAGUAGAAUAUCAAUCAACAGCAUACCUCGACUGAUAUCAAUAUAUUAUUCCAAUUUCCACUUAUUACCAAAAUUACCACUAUGCUUACAAUAACGUUUCCUUCAUUGAAAGAUUAUCUCAAUCCAAACAAUAUGUUAUGUUUUUAAAGUGAUAACCCUCACUUCUAGGAUUAAUACACAAAUAAAAUUUGAAAAACAAAAUUUUAUGAACGAUGCGGUAUUCGAACCCACGACCUCCGGCGUUCCGUGCCGGUGCUCUAACCAACUGAGCUAACCGUUCGAGUACCGUCUCGAUAUAAAAUUCUGUUUCGUUUGUUCAACUCUCAGGUUGUGGCUUCAUCGUGGGUUCGAAUCCCGCAUCGUUCAUAAAAUUUCGUUUUUCAAAUUUUAUUUGUGUAUCUCAAUCCAAUUAAUCUUUGACGUGUAGCUAUUAUUUACCAAUAUUCCUUAUGAAUGUUAAUAAUCAUAUAUUCAUUCACACAAUUAAAGAUUUAUAAAGUGUGGAUUGUCCAUUUUAUCCGUAGUACAUCAAUCUCCUAAGAGAAUGAAAGAAGACAAGACAGGUCGAUUCAUUAAAAGUAAAAAGAAAGCAGAAGUUAAGGCUCCUUGUUUGGCUGAAUAUGGUCUACACAAAAAAGACAGGACACUGGAUAACAAUGCUGUUUGCUAAGAUUAAGGAUUGGUCUCCGCUGCGCUCCAACUAGAUACCGCACUAUCUAAGAACAAUUUAUUACGGCAACUAUUAGAUGCUUGGGUGCAUUACAUCUUGACACUCAAUGGCAUUAUUCAAAUUGUAGCAAACGCUUCGUGUUAUUUUACAUUAAAAAUAAUAAAAUACAAAAUACUUACUUACUUACAUGAUAUGUGAUUCCAGUGUCUUUCUUAUUUCUUGUAGUAUUAUUUUACUACACAACAAGGAAUUUUAGUUUCAUUUAUUAGCAAAGUUUUACAGAACAUGUGGCACGUCAACGUCACACAUUGUUCGAUACUGGCUCGAGUACACCCACUUGGGCGUAGUUGGAGCGCAGUGGAGACCAAUCCUUAAUCUAAGAUUUAACCAUUGUUUUCGAUCUUUUUAACAACGUCAAACAAACGGGGUGAAAUAAAUGGCAGAUGACAAAUUUCAAUUUAAAGCGUUUAAACAGAUCUUAUUUUUGAAUAAAAAUAACCUUAUGAAGGUUAUAUAAUAUAAUAUAAUAUAAUUUAUGAAUUAUGGUCAAAUUACGAUCUAAAAAGAUCGCUCACAAUGAGACAAAGUUGAGGUAUAAAUAGAAGUGAGGUGCGUAAAGAUAAAUUUUAGAAAUAAAAGCACCCUUUCGUUAUGAUACAGUAUGGAUUGCAUACAGGCUAUGAAAUAAAUAAAAUAUAUAAGUAAUACUAGUCCACAGAACUAUUGCAAAAUUAAUUAUUAAUUUAAAACUUUUAAAUUUAAUAAGUGACAUUUUCAAACAAAAUAAAUAUUCAAAUAAAUGUACUAACAGUCAACAGUACCGUACAGACAACGUACAUUGACCUCUGGAUCGUCGGCUUCACCUUUGAUUUGUUUGAUUAUUUGCGACAACAUAAAAAUUCACUAUGUUCAUUCUUACGAACACUUUGUUAUUGGGUAUAAUAUUGUGCAUCUUGAUUUAUCUUCAAAAAAAUCUCACCCGUUUACGUAAACCGUAAAUUACGUACAUUAUUUUAUUAAUUGUUUACGUUAUUACAAACCAACAUAAACUAGAUGUGCCAUAACACCAAGUUAAAGUUUAAAUCGAUGUGAAGUGCGGAAAGAAAAAAAAUAUUUAUUGUAAGUCCAUAUAUAAUUAUAACAAAUGUAUUAUUUUAAAUAUUCCAUUAAUUUUUACGUUAUAACAGACCUGCUUAAAUUGAAAUCGCAAUUAGAUCGACUUAAAGUUGAAACAGAAGUGAAGUGCGGAAAGAUUAAAAUUUAUACAUAAUCGGCCUUACAAAUAAACUUGGUGUCAUACUGAUAAUAAACUAAGAAUAUUUAUAAUGCUUACAAAUAGACAUUUUGCCUAUGAUGGGUCUAUUCGGCAACAUUUUCCACGUUUAUUUGCAAGACUACUUUAAAGACAUUCAGAAAACUUCAGAAUUAUCAUUGUAUUAACAGUGUCUACAGUAAUAUAAGUGCAAGGCCGAAUAAGUACUUCUAUUCAUAUUAGAAAUUUCAAGAAAUGCGUCUUAUGUCUCAAAGUGACAAGCACAAUUGCUAUGAAACUCAUAUAUCUUAUUGGUUAUUCAAGAAUCCAGAACGGAACUGCAUUUUUAUUCUACCUUUGUCUAUCACAUACCAUAAUUUGAACAUCUUGAUAGACGCAUUUCUGCUUAUUUAAAAAGAAACGUAAAACGCACCCAAGAGUAGCCACUAAGAGAUGACAAUGACAUAACAAAUGAAAUACGAUGAAAAUGACAGUUAAUAAUGACAUCCCUAAUUGGCUAACGAUUAUAAAGAUGUACUCUUUGUUCAUAGCACCUCAAAACAUUUAACCUGUCAAGUAACAGUCCACUUAAAAAGGUGAUGACGGCACUUUUCAUUUAAUUAGUUAAAAUGUGGCUCGUUAAUUAUCUCCCCUUAAUUAUCUUUGACGAUAUUAAUAGAAUGUUUCUGUUUAUUUAUGCAAACUUAUAAAAGUGUGUGUUAUUAGUCAGAAUAUGUUUCCGUUACAGAAACAAAGCGUAAAAGCGACAAAAAUAUAUUUAAAACUGUAGGUACUUAAUUUAAUAAAUUUGCUCAAUCGCUUAGAACUACGUAUAGACAUCGUUUAGUUGUGUGUCUUCUAACAAUUUCGAUUGAGCAAUUGCGAUGCGACUUGGCAUUUUGGGAUUUUCAAGAAUCCUAAGCGGCACUGCAUUGUAAUGGACAGGGCGUAUUAUAACUUCAUGAACAUAAAGAUUGUCAGGCAAGGGGUUGCCACGAUGUUAACUGUCUGGCAAUAAAUGACUUGAUUUUUAUUAAUUUUAUGAAGGUAGUAGCAGAAAUCACACUUUAUAAUUUGAUGUAUUUAGGUCGGUAUUUUACACAGCUAUAGUUCCGUUUACCGGCCAAAGCCACGGUAACCCAAACUUCAUAAUGGCCACCGUUCUUACCUGUGGUGGGAGCAUGUGCUGACAAAUUUCAGCUUUUAUAAAAUAACAAAGGUAAUCUCACCGUAAUCAGGCCAGCGAAGCUCUCUAAGAAAAAUAUAUAUAUCCUGCUAUAAUCUUGUGAAAAAAAGGAGAUAGCCGAAAUCCACUAUGCUAUAAGCAACUGGUCGCUUUCAAACUUAGCCGGAUUAUACUUUGUCGCCAAUCGCGAUACUGUAAUUACUACUAUUUCAAACUUAUGUCAAAUCACUGCACGUUUCAUACAAAAGUAAAUUUAAAUUUUUACUUAGGCAGUCCUGCCUCUUAUUACUUAGUAUUUACAUCCUCUUUGGUCGUAAUAUAUUUUAUGACAUGGCUGCCCACGAACGACUGUUUGACAUUUAUCUAUUUAAUUCGUUUCACCUGCUAAUUAAUAAAAAGGCAUUUAUUUUCUCAAAAUUGAUUCCUUUAGAAUUCUUUUUGAUGUCAUUUCUACUAUAACUACUAAAUACUACUACCGCUUUGGAAACAAAUGGAGCUCUGAGAGAGAACAAGAGGCGCAAGAAACUCUCCCAGCAUUCUUUUUUUGCACUCUUUUCAAUAAAAAUAUACAAUAUUGUACAGUCAUUUCUAUCGCUAGAAAAUAAUCACAAUCUAGUCCCAGGCUGUCCGAUCAUUUAGAUAUUCAGCAGUGGAGUAAUAGGAUUUACGAUACAGCCAUUUUUUUCAUAAAACAUUUAAAUUUAUUUAUAGAUAAUGCCUGAACAGUGGCUGGGACUUUAUUAUAGAAGUGUAUACAUUUACCCUUAAAGCUAUUAUGUAUCUUAUGAAGCCUACUAGAAUUAGUCACAAGCAAUCCCUUAUUUCUAGUGUUAUAAUAAUGAAAAUCACUAUUAAGAGCAAAAAGGUGACGAUUUUUGUGUAAUACAAUCUAUUCUCGACUGUACUUAGCGCUUAGUUUGCUGAGCACUAAGAAUAAUUGUUAAAAUUUUCAAUUGUACCUAUUUAUGCACAAAAGAUACAACAAGCAUAAAUGAGUAAUAGUGCAAAAAUUUAUAGGUACCAGUUAUUUUUUAAUCACGUAAGUAUAUAUAUAAAAAUUCAAUGUAUUUUUGUUCAAAAUCGCAUAUCUCAUCAAGUUCUCUUCUAAUCAUUUUGUAAUUUUUACAAAACAUUGUAUUCCUCUAUAGAAGAGUAUUACUUGACCACUGUACUUACCAUUUUUCCAUUGGAUUUUUCCUAACAUGGGUAUCCGAGAAAAUAAUUAUAAUUGCUACAGUUCAGAAAAAGUUAAUUCAUAACUAUAUUUUUUAUACUGACAGUCUAAGUUUUAUUCUUUCGAACCAACAAAGUUUGUACAACGAAAUAUAUGAACUUAUAAUAUUUAUAAUUACGAUUAUACAUUGUAUUUAAUAGAUAACUUUGGGCAUUAUUUUAUUUAUAGAAUGAACUGUACAGUAUAAUACUUGAUAAAUAAGAAAAUGUUAUUUUAUCAGACAUUCUUAUCUGGCUCAUUUUUGUGUCAGAUAAAUAACCAAAUUGUAAUAAGCUUGCGGCGGUGAGAAAUAAGAUUUGCUACGAAAACAGAUCGUUGAACUUUCCAACAGAAACAAAAUAGCAACUAAUAUUGAUAUCCUAGAACAAUAACAUAACUUUGGAUCUCACAAAAACGAUAUUUGUUUUGCAACAAUUCGACGCAGCGCAGAUGGCGGUCAACGCUGGCUUAAGGCUAGGUUGCAUCAUAUUAGCUGAUAAAUUUAAAGUUAAAGUCGAAUUCAACGUUAACGUUACAACAGUCAACAGUAACGCUGAUCUUAACAUAGACAGCGGAUUGUGUAGCACCAUCGUAUUCCUUGGCAUAGUUAAAGAUAACCUUAAAAAGGGAGAAAUCAACUCAAUACCGAAAAAUUAUUUUAAACUUUUGACAGAUCGCUGUUAGCAAAAACAAUAGCUUCAACCGGCGACGAUUGGUUACGGUUAACAGUUAAAGUUAUGAUGUUAUCUAAAAAUUGUCAAAUGUUGCAACACAUUUGUUGCUUAACCGGUACUUUAACAUGCUUGUUAUUGCUAAAGUUAGUUGAUGCAUGCCUAAGAGUUUUUUACGCAAUGUUUUAGAACAGUCGGAAGGCAUACGCGUGGAUAUCUCUUUUACCUGGAUGGGGAAAGGGAUGAAGACGAAGAAGGAUGAGGACCACGUUUAUAUACAGUUUUAAUAUAUUUUGAAUAUAUACCCUUAACAGAAAUAUGUUGAGAAAAAAAGUAUCAGCUCGAUCCAUCUAACCGCGUGCAACACAGUUGAAGUAUCGGGGACCCAGUAUACAUACUCUGUAAACGGCUGGAUCACUUUGCGUUACGUAGAGACGUACGGGAGUGGUCGGUACAGCUGUUUCACCUGAUUCCUGCCGCCGAAUUCCACAUUCGUACGAUACGCCACAAAUUAGGAUAUCACCCCCACCAUCUGGAUGUGUGGUGGUCCUCCACAGUGCGGUUUUCAAGGAGCUUUCUUCCACGUGCUACAAAGCUGUGGAAUGAGCUUCUUUGUGCGGUGUUUCCGGGACGAUAUGACAUCAGUAGGUACCUUUAAAAAAAUGCGCGUUCAAAUCAAAAAUAAACACCUUCGAUUGAUUACGCUGGUGGUUGCAAGACGCUCGUUUGUACUCCAAACUUUGCAUAAAAAAAAGGUUUCUGAAAAUAUUAACUAUUUCAGCUUUAUAAAAAAGACAUUAAUUAUACUAAAAUCACGAAAAAUAAAAACAUAAUCAAAAGCUACCUUGAAUGUAUGAAAAUGAAGUUUCAUGAAGAAGAAAUUCAGUAGAUAAUUAACGUAUGAGCUACAAGGAAGGAGAAAGAGAGAAUCACUACAGAGUUGUCGCAAAGGUUAUACAAAACUUACACAACUUUAAAAAUACUAUAACGGCGGUUUUAUUUUAAAAUUCUGUCUUUCUAUUUAUUAUAAAACACAACACAUUAUCGGUUAUGAAAACAGCAAGUCGACUAAAAACUAAAAUCUACAUUGACCCGAUAAUCCGUUUGUUAUUAAGGUACUCUUCGUAGAAGACCUUUACUAAAUCUAGUCACGGCAUUCUUCCAUUUCGUCUAUAUUGAACGGAUUUAGGCGUAAAAUCAUGAAGGAUUCAUUCAAUCCGACGAAGAAAGCCAUUAGUUAGAUUGCCAUUAGAUUAAAUUGUUAAUGUUUGUAACAUUUCACGCAACACGCACCGAAGUACGUGCAGAAAGGUUGAUCGGAUCGCCCACCCGGAAAACCACAUCAAAUGGAUAUUAUGUUACUUCAAAAAUACCAACAGAAACAGAGUUUCUUUGACCGUGUAUUAUAACUGAAAAAAAUAUUACCUAAUCAAUUGAUCUUUUUGGGUAAUGUAUAGAAUUCGAAAAAACAAAAAACAAUGUGUGGGCCUAAGAUCUGGCGACAAAAAUGAAUACAUAAUUAAUAAAUUAAGCCUAAUUGAUACAGAAUAAAACUAAAAAUGAACUAUUUAAAAAAACACGAUUUAAGUGAAACUUCUUUCCUCAAAAUAACUUUACUAUUCGUUUUAUAAUUAUAACACGAAAAUUUUUUUUUAACCUUUGCCAGGUGUGGGAUUCGAACCCACUCUCCUUCUCGGGAACUAGAGCGUAAAUCUAGCGCAUAACACUAUUUGGCUACUAACUACUGCUUUCAUGUCAGGUUACAUGAAAGCAGUAGUUAAUAUUAAUGAUUCAACUUAUUCCGCGGCUGGUUUAUGCAACCGCCGAUAGAUGGACGUUAAAAAAGCUCGCUAGCAAUAAACAUCCAUUUAUAAAAGUUACUAACAAUAUUGUUUUAAUAUUAUAUUUACAAUUAUAAUUGUGUACUUAUUUUAUAUUUCAUUAUUGAAACGAGCUAUUUACAAAAUUAGUUUUAUUAUAUUUACAAUAUUAGCAUUUCAUUGUACCAUAUAUAUAUUAUUAAUUUAAACUACCGUCCAUAUUUGAUUUUGAAUAAAAAAGUGUUACAGAAAAAAUAUAUGCAACGAAAUUUAUGUUAGUUUGACAGUACAAACUUUAUUUAUAUCGAAAAAAAAAAAUAUAGAUUCGUUGACAGUUGUAUUAUUAUUACCAUCACUUGUCAAGUGCAAAUAAUAGUCGAUAUUUCGUUAUAAAAAGUAGAAAUAUAAUAUUCAUAUUAGAUUUUAUAUAUGCUUUGAAGGCGUAGAAUGAAAUAAUUUAACGACUAAUAUUUUCAUAUGUAAUUAAACAAUAUUAUUAUUAUAAUAUGUUUAGAAAACUACGACCCGGUUACAAUAUCCCUGGAUGUGACGUCGUGACGUCACAAUAUAGUAGUUUUGUUACGGUGUGCAAAACAGGCAUCACUAGAAUACUAUUAUUAAUAAAUAAACUACGAUUUAUUUUCUCUGUAUUAUUGAUUGAUAUAAAGGUGUUUUGUUGCAAAAAUAAAUGAAAUAAUUUAUUAAUAAUAAUGAAAAAGUAAGCCUUCAUUUUUGACACAGAAACUAUAGAAUUAUUAACAACAAAACCUAAGAUUAGGGAUUGGUCUCCGCUGCGCUCCAACUAGAUACCCCAGUCACAAAGUGUGGCAACUAAUACUACACCCAACCUGCAAGCUUAGCCGGAUUAUACAUCGUCACCAUAUUGUAAUUACUAUUUCAAACUUAUGUCAAAUCUCACUGCACGUUUCAUACAAAACUAAAUUUCAAUUUUUACUCAGGCAUUCCCUCCCGCCUUUUAUUACGUAGUAUUUACAUCGUCUUUGUAAUGGGUGUCAAAUUUUGCUUUGUCAAUGUGUGUGUUAGCCAGUGGUUUAGUGAUGUGGUGAUCGAAAUCAAUCAAAAUCGGUUACAGUUACAAUCAAUUCGCUGUCCUUUUCUUUCUUGCUGUAUCUCCAUAAGAGGUAUUUUUCUCUCUUGCACGCUUCGUUCGUAGAUAAAGAAGAUUACUGGAAGAUCAUGGAUCUAUCCUUACAUCAAGGAUUAGUCUCCACUGCCCUCCAACUCGAUACCGCGCUCGUAGUCGCAAAGUGCCACAUGUUCUGUUAAAUUUUGCCAAUAAUUGAAAAUUAAAUGCCGGGUUGCGUAGUAAAACUAAGUUAAAAUAAUACUACAAGAAAUAUGAAAAACACUGGAAUCACAUAUCAUCAGUAAAUAUUUUGUAUUUUAUUAAUUUAAAUGUAAAAUAACACGAAGCGUAUUUUACAAAAUUUUAAAGAUGCCACGCACAUAAGCAUCUAAGAGUUGCCGCAAUAAAAAAGCUAUUCUUCUUAGAUUGUAUGUACUUGUUGUUCGGUAUCUAGUUGGAGCGCCGCGGAGACCAAUUCUUAACCUAAGGAUCUAUCCUAAAAAUAGCCAUAUGGUUAUUAUCCCUUUAAGAAGUUAUUCAGUGGUCGAAGUAACAUAAGAUGAGGCAAUCUGUUGAGGCCAAUUGUUGCAUAACACCAUCCAGUAUUAUCUUAGUGUUGAUUGUAAUUAAGAAAAGAACAUUCAAGGAUAAUGGUAGAUAUACAUUGACUCCAUAUGAUUGCAAAAUGAUUGAUCAAUAUUGUAAGUGACUAUAGAAAAUAUACCUAUUAUAAAAUGAUAAGUCUAUUUUAAUGUGUAAUAACAAUAGAAAUCUAAAGAAGAAUGUAAUAGAAAUGUUAUAAAUGCUAAUUCUUUGCGAGAUGAUGUGAUCGGCCCCCCUAUAUAUAAACAUUAAAUUGCUCCUUACGUUUUCCACGCUACGGAUAUUGAAGGCCUUCCGCAUCAAUAGUGUGCAAAGUGACAGCAAGACAAAUAAAUUAAAAUCUCACAGAGAAAAAUUAUGAAAAUAUUUAAACAAAGAGUUUAGUUAAAAAAACGGCCAAGUUUAUGUCGGACUCGCGCACGAAGGGCUCCGUAGCAUUAUCUAUAAAAUUCUCUAAAAAUCACGAUUCAUGAGAUAUAGCCUGAUGACAGACACCCAAACAGCAGAGUCUAAGUAAUAGGGUUCAUGUUGGUAUAGAUACAGGUCCUGGAUGAGUUUCUGCAGUUAGAUAUACUGAAAUACACCACAUUUUCGCCUCGCUAUUUCGAUUGAUACUAAAUCACUACUUUCCCGCUUCUAGUCAAUAAUUCGGGAUGUGAGACGAUAUGUUUCACUCGACUAUAUCACUUCUAGUACCUUCUUUCUAGAUUUCUAUAUUAAUAGUAGAAUAGUAGUACAAUACUAUAUACAAAAACUUUAAAAUGUCUAUAAGAUUUGUCAUAUCCAAUUUUAUUUAUACCUGAUUUUACCUUAUACUUCUUAAAUCUUAUACUAGUUAUUAAGAUACGUAGUGACCUAUUUCCUAUUUGCUAUUUCCCAUUUUCUCUCUUAAAAAUGUUCCAAAAUUAAUAAAUUUCUACCUAUUUCUUGUAUGAAUCAAAUAUAAUUACGAUAACAUACCUGCUGAUCUUUUGCUGUCUGUAGUAGUAUUCCUUCAGGCCUAUUAUUAGCUUUAAGACCAGAAAUGUUUUGUUAUUUAGUUUCAUCGUCUACUGCUAUACCCUUUGUUCCUCCAAAGAUCUCCACGACGAUUGGUACUGCGCUGCCCUCAUCCAGCGUAUUCCGAUGAUCUUCACCAGAUCUUCGGUCCAUCUUGUGAGGGGCCUCCCUUGGUAGGCACACGUAGUAUUGGUAGGCACCAACACUGCGUCUUCCGGUACGUGGUCGCCACUCGAGGACAUUUCUGCCCCACCCAUCUGUCCGUCGAGCUAUGGUGCCCUGCCCACUGCCACUUAAGUUUCACAAUCAGAUGAACUAUGUCAGUGACUUUCGUUCUCCUUCGAAUCUCCUCAUUUCUGAUUUGAUCUCGCAGGGAAACUCCGAGCAUAGCCCUCUCCAUUGCUCUCUGAGCGACCAUGACCAUCAUGUUAUUUAGUUUAAGCAAGCUUAUUAUAUUUUGUAAAAAUUUUGGGAUUACAGUAAUAUUUUUUGCUACUAAGUACUAGCAAAGCGACUCAAGUUUCCUCUGUGUGAACUUCAUUUAUGAAGCUCCUGCUUAUUCUGAAAAGCUUUCGCUGAUUUCUCAGCAAGCUGCCUCCAUAUCACUAUAUCCUCGGCUAUCACAGAGCAUUCGGAAUACCGAGUCCCAUUAUGGUCUCAACUUGGUCAGACCAGCGGAUUGGUGAUCUACCCACGCAGCAUUUUCUCCAGAUCAUCCGUUUGCCUGGAGGUACUAUGAACAAAAUAGCUGAGGACUCUUUUAGGAGCUUUCUUUUUGUAGCCUAUGGGGGCAUUCAGCAUAUUUUACUCGAACACCCCAUUUCAAAAGCUUCAACCUUCUUUUAGUCACUUUUUCCAAUCGAAAAUGAUUCGGAACCAAACAAAGCAAAUAAAUGGUUUUAAAAAAGUUUAUUCAAAAUUAAAAAACACGCUAAAUUAAGUUCUGUAAUAAAGAAGGAGUGUGCUCUAAGCACACGACUGGAGUAAAACAAAUUAUUAAUUUAUAAAAUUGUUCAAGAAUGAAAUUUAUACGAAAUAAUCAAGAAAUCACCAUUCGUGUAACGCUAGCGUUCGUUCGUUACGCUCUCGUCAGGCAUUCACCAGCUUACUCCUCAAGUCAAGCGUACGAAAAGCUGUUUUACUUCAAUCAACAGGGAUUAUUUAAAAAAAGUUAAUACUAUGCCAGUUCUACCAUGAUUUUUUCUUCCACUAGUCUAUAUAUUGUACUAGUCGUUUCUAUCCACGACUCUCUCUAUAUGUAUUUUUGUGUAAUAGUAAUAAUUAGUAAGUACAUUUCUGUCAGCGCUUUAUUUCUUCAGCUGAACAUAUAAUAUCUAAGACCGUUUCUUGGACAUUGCAACAUUACUUUAUUUUUCUAAAAUAAACGUAGCCUAAGUUACUCCUUAUUACAUCAGCUACCUGCUAAUAAAAGUCCCGUCUAAAUCGGUCCAGUCAAUUCAGAGAUUAAACGGAACAAACAGACAGACAGACAUAAAUACAAUAAUUGUAAAAAAAAUAUUUUGGUGUAUGUACCGUAUAUAUAUUCAUAUACAUGUAGUAAAAAACGGUUAUUUCAACAUAACAUAUAACAAACAGACACUCCAAUUUUAUUUAUAUGUAUAGAUAUUUCUUUUCCCUUACGGCACUUAAGGCACAUGGUUCCCAUAUAGCAGCUGGUAUGUUAUCCUAAUUUGACUCUAAUAGAUGUUACGAUAAGAGCGAGAUAAGCUUGUAUAACUCGAUGUUGUAUGCAAUACGUUACAAUAGGUAGUUAAAAGGCACCAUAAUGUUGUAAUUAUUUUGAUAAUUAUUAUUGUUAUUAAAUAUGAAAUAAAGUGUUUGUUAAGUAUA
Molecule: messenger RNA, 15827 nt
Organism: Leptidea sinapis
Lineage: Eukaryota; Metazoa; Arthropoda; Insecta; Lepidoptera; Pieridae
Gene: Calx
Product: sodium/calcium exchanger 1
Exons: 8
Coding region: 1-2625 (874 amino acids)
Biological process (GO): sodium ion transmembrane transport; cell communication; calcium ion import across plasma membrane
Cellular component (GO): axon; postsynapse; sarcolemma
Molecular function (GO): calcium:sodium antiporter activity
Source: RefSeq, a predicted model, not a curated record